AUGCCCAUCACAUGGGAUACACAAGCUGAUGCCAAGCUUCUUGCUGGCAUCGUGGCAACCUCAAGCCCUGCCAUCAACUACCAGGCCGUUGCAGACUAUAUCGGAGAUGGCUGUACUAUCAGCGCCUUGAAGCACCGCAUUCAGCGCAUCAAGGAAAGAGCGGGUAUCACCGGCAACCCCCGAUCGGCCUCUGGCUCUGGAGCCUCCAAAACCUCUCCUGUGGCCUCCAAGGUCAAGCAUACCACCACUUCGAAAGUCACCAAGACCCGCAAGACCAAACCUCGCUCGGCCAAGAUCUCCGAUGACAAUGCUGAUCAGAAGACCGGUCCCGAGAAUGAAGAAGAGCACCUCCAUCAGGAAGAGGAAACAAUUCAAGAGGAAGAAGGUGUUAUCGAUGGACUUGAACGCACAUAG
Messenger RNA from Penicillium argentinense, 414 nucleotides. RefSeq lists its product as uncharacterized. The transcript has 3 exons. Bases 1 to 414 code for a protein of 137 amino acids. The record is from RefSeq and is a predicted model, not a curated record. NCBI's taxonomy places the organism in Eukaryota, Fungi, Ascomycota, Eurotiomycetes, Eurotiales, Aspergillaceae.